Molecule: messenger RNA, 3264 nt
Organism: Penicillium atrosanguineum
Lineage: Eukaryota; Fungi; Ascomycota; Eurotiomycetes; Eurotiales; Aspergillaceae
Product: vacuolar protein sorting-associated protein 54
Exons: 3
Coding region: 1-3264 (1087 amino acids)
Biological process (GO): Golgi to vacuole transport; retrograde transport, endosome to Golgi
Cellular component (GO): GARP complex
Molecular function (GO): syntaxin binding
Source: RefSeq, a predicted model, not a curated record
AUGGCGCCUUCCAGUCCGCGCAAGUCAAUUGACAGCCUGGCUUCAGGCGCGUCUACUCCGUCUAUCUCCUUUUACUCUUCGCCCCAGUUGGAGUCUCCGCGGGUACCCCCUCAACGGUACCCCCUGAGGAGGGGAUCUACAGCGAGCUCGAUCGUGAGCAUUGGAGGAGCCUUGGACACAUCUCUUCACCAUGGCUCAAUAGCUGAGUCGGACCAGAAUGCUAUCUCCACCUUGCUCCAACCACCAAUAGUCCGCACCGGCUUAACACCUCAUACUGCAGCAACCGCCAGCGGAUACAAACCACCCUCAUCCCGCGAUAUCGCCCCAGUUACCCUCACCAACAUCACGCAUGUGGAUCCGAAGGUGUUCCAACCAUACCUGUCACAAGUCGGCGGUCUGUAUGAUGUUUUUCAACAAUCGAAGGAAAAUGCUGGAGAAGAAAACCAGCAGGCGCAGGGAAUGAAAUCCCCUAAACUUGAUGAUAAGGAAUCGUUGAUGCCUUGGAGUCCUGAACGAAGAUCUUCAUUUAUGUCUACGAGCAGUUCACGACCCACCUCACCUUAUGACCCCCGCGGAAGACGUUUCUCUGCUGGCUCACGGGGUCGCGGGCCUGCCGUGACGCCUUUGUCCACUAUCCCAACUGUUUAUUUUGAUGAGGAUUUUCAUCUAGAGAACCCCCGCACUUUCGAUGUUAUCUCAGAGAAAUCAGAGGUGGUUAGACCGCCAAGACCGCCGACAAAAGACGAUAAGCACUUGAACGGUGGCGCGCCAGAGCCUGUGCAUACCGGAAGAAAAGCAUUGGCUACUAAUGCCAUUCUCCAAGAAAAGCUUUCGUGGUAUAUGGAUACGGUGGAAAUUCACUUAAUUUCGUCCAUCUCAACUGCUUCUAAAUCAUUCUUCACGGCACUAGGUUCGCUACGGGAAUUGCAUGCGGAAGCUGCUGAUUCCGUAAACCGCAUCCAAGUCUUGCGGCGAGAUCUGCAAAAAAUUGAUAAAGAGAUGGCUCUGGGUGGCCUAAAGAUUGUGAAUUUGAGACGGCGAAGGGAGAACGUGCGAAUGCUGGCAGCUGCAGUGGCUCAGCUUCGUGAUGUUGUUGAGUCCGUCUCAAGAUGUGAAGAGCUUGUCGAACAAGGAGAUAUCGAAGUCGCUGCUGAUGAGCUCGAGGAGGUUGAUAAAUUGAUGGCUGGCGAGAAAACUUCUGACCGGCCCGCCGAGGAGGACGAGAAAGAUUUCCCAAGGCGAGCCAUUGACAUUCGAGGUCUCCAAGCUCUUGAAGGAGCUUCCGAUGACCUUGCAGUGUUGCGACAACGCAUUGGAAUGGGCUACGAGAGCCGUUUUUUGAAUGAUCUUCUAGGAGACUUACGCCAGCAUGUCCAAAAUGUGUCCUCCAACGUGACUUUGCAGCGUUGGGGUGCCUCUUUUCAGCGACAACGUGGUGGCCAACGCCCCCCGUCUAUGAUUUCCCCGGCAUAUAUGAACUUUGAUAGUGAGCUUCGGUCUAGAUUGCAAACCCAGCUUAAUGGUCUUGCACGAGCGCGUUACACCACCCCUGCGGCAACUUCGUUCAAAACAGCCGUUCUACGAGAGAUGAAGGGCUUGAUUCGCAAACACUUGCCCAGCUCCAGUGAUGACGACAAUGAGUCCAUGAUAUCGGUAUCGACACACAACGACCGGCAGCGAAGCCAACAGGAGAAAUCGUCAAGCCUUGCGCGCAAUCUUCGUGCACUUGAACCAGAAGAUGCCUACGCAAUGCUCGUUGCGGUAUACACAGGCAUUAGUGAAUGCUUGCGUCGCUUGAGUGUGCAGGUCAAAAUUCUUCUGGAUGUGGCCAGUGGCCUUGGAAGCUCUCCAACCGCCGCUGUCAAAUCCCCGCUAAGCCCUCGCCCUGGAAAUGGAGAUGAUGGAUCUUCUGCAUCUGCUAUGGCGCAGGACGAGAUCUUACAAGUCCUGGACAUGUCGAGUUUACUCGGCCAAGCGGUAGACAUUGCCCAGUCUCAGAUUACAAAGGUUCUCAAGGUUCGAUCGGAGCAGACAUCUCAACUUUCGAAAGAAGAGUUCCUGAGGUACUUCACUCUGAACCGUCUUUUUGCUGAUGAGUGUGAAGCAAUAUCCGGCCGAGGUGGCACUGCACUGAAGACGAUCGUGAGUAAUCAGAUCAAGGAAUUCAUUUCUCGUUUUGGCGAAGGCCAGCGGCAUCGUAUUGUCAAAGUCAUGGACGCAGAUCGGUGGGAUGCGCGUGACUUCGGAGAUUCAGAAGUCACAAUCCUCACGCGUAUCCUUGAAGCCAGCACCAAUGACAUUGAGUGCUGGGUUGGAGUUUCAAAGAUCUGGGUCCCGAAUGCCGAUGAUGAGAAACCCAAAUCCCCUGAAGCAAGCAGCGACGUCAACGGGUCGGGCAAGGAGAAGGUACGCACUGCCGUUAUCGACGAGCAGAAAUACAUCCUACCGGACUCAGCUGUGGAGAUUAUGCGCAGUAUUGAGGAAUUCGAAUUCCUCAUGGCCAAUAUCCCCAGCAUGAUCCAGGACAUUGCCCCACAAUUGCUGGAGAUUUUGAAACUGUUCAACUCGCGAUCCUCACAAUUGAUUCUUGGCGCUGGCGCUACGCGCAGUGCAGGCCUAAAGAACAUUACGACUAAGCACCUUGCCCUCUCGUCGCAAGCAUUGAGCUUUGUCAUUGCCAUGGUACCGUAUGUACGUGAAUUUGUCAGACGCCAGGGACAAGGGAACCAAGCUAUGGCCGAAUUUGACAAGGUAAAGCGGCUGUGCCAGGAACACCAAUCCGGUAUCCACGAGAAGCUUGUGGAUAUCAUGAGUUCGCGCUCAAAUGUUCAUGUAAAUGCUAUGAAAAAGGUUGAGUGGGAUGCGGAUAACUCAUCAGGUGUUCAUCCCUACAUGGAGACCUUAGCCAAGGAAACGGGUACUCUACACCGGGUUUUGAGUAAACAUCUUCCCGACAUGACCGUUGAGAUGAUCAUGGGCCCUGUUUUCAACAGCUACCGAGACCAAUGGAUGAGAGCCUUUAAAGAAGCUCGAGUUGAAUCAGAGGCUGGCAAGAAGAGAAUGCAAGCCGAUAUCGAACAUUUCCGCACAAAGCUGGGCAAAAUCAACGGUGCUGUUGAGGUCGGUGAUAGGCUCCUUGAGCUUGUCCAAGCCAAGACCACUGCGGCCCCUGCCCCUGCCCCUGCCCCUACACCCGAGCCAGAAGCCGAAUCCGCGAGCGAGAAUCAAGCCCAAGGCAAUGGGUCCGAUUCAGCCGAAUCUUGA